Molecule: messenger RNA, 2172 nt
Organism: Myodes glareolus (Bank vole)
Lineage: Eukaryota; Metazoa; Chordata; Mammalia; Rodentia; Cricetidae
Source: RefSeq, a predicted model, not a curated record
AUGCCCGAAAUCAAGCAGCCCACCGCCACCAUGUGCCUCUCAUGUCCCCCACAGCCUCAGUGUCACACUCGGAGGACAGCAUCGUCCUGCCCUCGCCCUCGGUCCCAGACCCGCUUGGACACCAGGGGGCGAUGCCCGACCCCAUAUAAAAGCGGGUCCCGCGCGGGCCUGGCCAUUCGCGACCCGGAGCUGCGCGGGCGCGAGCUAGUUGGGGCUCUGGGUGGGCGGCGGCAGCAGCGGCGCCACGCGCAGGCUGGAGGCCGCCGAGGCUCGCCAUGCCGGGAGAACUCUAACUCCUCCAUGGAGUCGGCCGACUUCUACGAGGCGGAGCCGCGGCCCCCGAUGAGCAGCCACCUCCAGAGCCCCCCGCACGCACCCGCGUUGGGUGCUGCGGGCCUGCCGGGUCCGGGGGGCGCGCUCAAGGGGUUGGCUGGCACGCACCCUGACCUCCGCACUGGCGGCGGUGGCGGCGGUGCCGGUGCGGGCAAGGCCAAGAAGUCGGUGGACAAGAACAGCAACGAGUACCGGGUGCGGCGGGAACGCAACAACAUCGCGGUGCGCAAGAGCCGAGAUAAAGCCAAGCAGCGCAACGUGGAGACGCAGCAGAAGGUGCUGGAGCUGACCAGUGACAAUGAUCGCCUGCGCAAGCGGGUGGAACAGCUAAGCCGCGAACUGGACACGCUGCGGGGCAUCUUCCGCCAGCUGCCGGAGAGCUCCUUGGUCAAGGCCAUGGGCAACUGCGCGUGAGGCGCGCGGCUGCGGGACCGCCCUGGGCCGGCCCCCUGGCCGGGGACUCGGAGAAUGAUUUCGGGUCGCUGGAUCUCCAGACUGCCCCGGCCCUGAAAGCCAGGACUAGGAGAUUCUGGUGUCGUCUGAAAGCUUGGCCUACUCCGCAUGUCCCCUCCCUUCUUCUGAGCCGGACUCGGUGUGUCUAAGAUGUGGGAGUCAGGCCGUGGUUUCUCCUUGAAGCGGGGAGACUUUACCGCGGAGCUGAGCUGGGAGCCCGGCCAUUCUAGUAUUAAGGAAGUAACCCUGUGCCUUGGAUACUCAAACUCGCUCCUUUUCCUACCGAGUAGGGGGAGCAAACAUGUGCCUUGAUAUUUUAUUUGGAGGAUUCCUGCCUCCUCCGAGGCUGCAACAGGCCCCCCACGAGAGAAUGAAGGGUGCAGGCCCAGGGCAGGAGGAAGAUUCAGGAAGCUGAGAUCCCGGCAGCGCUCUGCCUCGGCCCCUCAGUCCCGGUCCUUAGAUGGGUGGGACUUAGGGAGUUGGGGAUUUAAGUCUAAGAGUGGGCCCCCCCCCCCCGCCCGGCUACUUGGAGGUGGAGGGUUCCCAGAUCCUUGCUUUUCCACCUCCACCUUCACUCCCCACCUCAGCUUGCAACAGGCUAAGUUUUCUGGGUGAGUUCAUGGAGGGAGGGGAGUACCACCCCCAGUCAGAUCAGAAAGCUAGGUUGUAAGUAAGCCUUGUGGUUAAGGGGGUAAUGGGAGACAGGAACCCAGGUUUCUCUGGUCUUGGGGUGGGGAAGGAGAGGACACCGGGACCAUCAGCCUUGUGUGUACUGUAUGUCGCCAGCCGCUGUUGCUGAAGGAACUUGAAGCACAAUCGAUCCAUCCCAGAGGGACUGGAGUUAUGACAAGCUUCCCAAAUAUUUUGCUUUAUCAUCCGAUAUCAACACUUGUAUCUGGUCUCUGUGUCCCAGCGGUGCCUUGUGCAAUGUCAAUGUUCACGUCUAUGCUAAACCACCAUUUUAUUUGGUCCUUUGUUUUGUUUUGGUUUUGCUCAGAUUCUUGCCAAAAUGAGACUCUUCGCUGGCGGCUGGGGGAAGAAGCUGAGGCUUUCCUUUUUGGUCUAGGGAUUUUGGUUUUUUUUCUUUUGCUCCCAGAGGACCAGCGAAAUGAAGUGGGCCUCUACCCUUCCCCACAGUGGUCCAAGGGUGUCCUUGUGGGUCUUAGCUUCCUCCAGCUGAGACUGCGCACAGGCCUCUCCCCCUCCCACCCCCAAAGGCCCUGAGUCUCCGUCUGGAAAGAAAGCCACCUCCAGCCAUUCGUGCUCACCCCUGUGGAUGGGAACAGGGGUGGACUUCUCUUCGUUGGGGGGGGAGGAGGGAACACACGAAGUUUCAUGCUACAUGUCGUAUGUAUUAUAUCUAUAAUAUAAACAUAUCAAACUCAA